CAACUUCUGAACGUUCAAUUAAACGAUUCUUCCGAUUAUGGGAUCAGGUUCUGCAUUGAUCGUUGCCGUAAUUUAAAAGAAAGUGGGUUUACACUAAUCGUUCAGGAUCCACCUCCAUCACCAACGAGACCACCAGAACCUGAAAAUAUAACCCUCGAGAUUAAGGAAGGAGAACCACUGAACAUCACUUGCCGUGCCAGAAUGAGGACGGAAAGUACAUCUGUCAUGUGGCUGAAAGACAACCGACUCAUCGAGAAAGGACGAAACAGAUUCCUCUUCAUUCAAAGUAUAAAUAAAUCACAAGCUGGAAGCUAUAUGUGUGUUUCAAUGUCCCAAUUCGGAGAUCACAGCCCGUCUUUUACUGCUGUUGAUGUUCUAUAUGCACCGAAAAUAAUCAACCCUAAUAAAAAAGUGGCUUUGGAGUUAACAAGAGGAAAUUCAACCAGGCUUAAAUGUACAGCCGAUGCAAAUCCUUCCCCGACUUUCACUUGGCGCACGCUCGAUGGAGAGAUUACGCAAGGCUUUUCACAUACCUCAAACUCAAGUUCCUUGAUAGUCACUCCCAUAAAUGAUAGGGACUUUACAAGUUACAUAUGUUUAGCAACCAAUAAGAUAGCGAUUGACUCGGUGACGUUCACGUUGCACGAAAAGGGUAUCAGAAAACACCCAGAGUUACACGAAGAACCUGAAACAAGUGCCUCCAAAAAUGUCAAUGCAGAUGGCAGAGAGUCACUCACCAAGUACCUGUCUAUAACAGCGGGCUUAGUGGUGAUCGCGAUCUUUGCUCUCUUCAUCAAACGAUAUAUGGCUAAGAGAUCCAGAGGACAGACAAAUCAGCGAACACGUGAAGAAGCCGAUGAGCUCCAAAUGGUGUCCUUGAGAUCGCAAGCCACAUGCAACGAGUUUUUUCCAAAUGGAGCUUGCAACGUAUCCUCAUCGGGUGACCCUGAAUGGGAAAUACCGCGAGCAAGGCUGAAUGUGGAGAAGGUUAUUGGGCGUGGCGCAUUCGGCGUGGUGUCACGAGGCUUAGCGUUUGAUUUGCCGGGAAAACCAGGAUGGACUGUGGUAGCAGUGAAGAGCGUUCAAGAUGAUGCUUCAGAAAAAGAGAAGGCAGACCUGUUGUCAGAGAUGUCACUCCUUAAACACCUAGAUCCUCAUCCUCACGUCAUCCGCCUUUACGGUUGUGUUACUACUGAAGCCCGGCCACUCGUAGUUGUCGAGUAUGCACAGUAUGGUGACUUGCUUGGGUACCUGAGGAAAAGCCGAGGAGUUCGAGAUAACUACUACAGUGAUCCCUCGGUAGAGCCCCGCACCAGCCUCACUUCCAAGCAACUGCUUCGGUUUGCUUGGCAGAUCAGUGAUGGAAUGGACUACUUGUCGAAGAAAAAGAUCAUUCAUCGCGACUUAGCCGCGAGAAAUGUUUUGGUUGGUGACGAAGACGUUUGCAAAAUCACAGAUUUUGGAAUGGCCAGAGAUGUUUGGGCAGAAGAUAUAUAUGUUCGAACCCACGAGGGCCGUCUUCCAAUUAAAUGGACGGCUCCUGAGGCUCUAUUUGGAAGUGGUGCAUAUACGACACGGAGUGACGUGUGGAGCUUUGGUGUGGUCAUGUACGAGAUCUUCACUGUCGGUGGUGACCCGUUUCCAGGGGUGUAUAUGAGAGAUAUCCCAGCCAUGUUGAAGAACGAGUACAGGAUGCCGCGCCCAAAAUUUGUCAGUGCAAAACUGUUCAAAAUCAUGAUGGAAUGCUGGAAGACUGAUCCCUUAAAGAGACCAGACUUUGAGUGUCUACGGUCACGAAUACACAGCAUGACCAGGGAUGAAGAACAGGACUAUGUCAACUUGGAAGGGCUGUUGUAUGAAAAUGUGCAACCAACAAGUUUUACAGAGGAGUGUUCGGCAUAGCGAUUGAGCUAAAUCUAACGAACCUUAACACAGAUGUAGUUCCUAGGCAAAGAAAAAUAUAAACAGGCUAAAAGCCAAUGGCAAUCAAAGAAUAGUAAAGCACGUUCGAUGAGAUAUUUUUAGUGAGAAGGCCGGGAGUACCGGAACAAAAGAGAAAAGGGAAAUGGAGGUAAAUUAAUACAUUUGUACUCUAAAACAAUCUGCUAUUUCUAGUAAAGUACAUAGAAAUGUUGCAAUAGUAUCAGUGGAACAAUAAAUUUGAACCAUGUUUAACAAGACCAGGGUGAAAUGAAGGCAAUUUGAUGCAGUUGUCUUCCAAAAAAAUCUGCCACUUACAUGACUCCGCGUCUUAGUUUUCUGAGGACGAGUCAGGGCCAAUUUCCGAGUUACACAGCAAGGUGAUCUCGAUGACCUAGUUUUCUGAACACAAAUCAAACUGUGCAACUUAAUGGGCUAAGUAAAAACAUGGACAUGAGAGUAAAAUUAUUUCGUAGGAGUUCACAUUCAUCCGUUUUGAUGACACAGCUAUAGUUUUUUUUGUCGAAGAUCAAAGCCCCAAACUGCAGUUUAACAACGGGAGUCGAACAUACUUCUGUAAGAGAUAACCCCAUUAUUUAUAAGU
Pocillopora verrucosa is the source of this 2524-nucleotide messenger RNA. RefSeq names its product fibroblast growth factor receptor 3-like. Gene Ontology annotation, cellular component: signaling receptor complex; plasma membrane. Gene Ontology annotation, biological process: positive regulation of kinase activity; cell surface receptor protein tyrosine kinase signaling pathway; multicellular organism development. Gene Ontology annotation, molecular function: ATP binding; transmembrane receptor protein tyrosine kinase activity. Lineage: Eukaryota; Metazoa; Cnidaria; Anthozoa; Scleractinia; Pocilloporidae. The record is from RefSeq and is a predicted model, not a curated record.